ACAAAUAUCAAACCAGCAACACAGUCUUACAGGGAAUUAGAGAAAAUCUCUCUCUCUCUCUCUCUGAUACUGUUCCGAUCCCCCCAGCAAAAGAUUUUCCCUUUCUCUUUCCUAGGGUUUAGCUGAACUCAGAUAGCUUCAUAUUCAAGCUCAAUUGUCCAGCUCCAAUGUCUAUAGAUUCAAAUGCUUACUACGGCACCCUACCAUCAACCACCGCUACCAGCACCGCCGCACCCUCAACGUUCUCGCGUGCCAGAGAAACGACCCAGUCCUUCUUCGCCACGCGCCGCCCAUGGCUCGAGCUCGUCCAGCCCUUCUACAACUUCACGCGCCCCUACACCUUCGGCGACGCCACAAUCCGAAUCAAGCGCAACCUCAGCUACUUCCGCGUCAACUACACCAUGGUCGUCCUCUUCAUCCUCUUCCUCAGUCUGUUGUGGCACCCAGUCUCCUUAAUCGUCUUCCUCCUCGUCUUCGUCGCCUGGUUCUUCCUCUACUUCUUCCGCGACCACCCACUCGUCAUUUUCAACCAUAUCGUCGACGACCGUAUCGUUUUGGGCGUGCUUGGCGUCGUCACCAUCGUCGCUCUGAUUUUCACGCACGUGUGGUUGAACGUGUUGGUCUCUGUUCUAAUUGGGGUCGCAAUUGUUGCGUUACACGCAGCUUUUAGGGGUACGGAGGAUUUGUAUAACGACGAGCAAGAAGCUGCCGAAGGUGGGUUGCUUUCGGUUGUGGGCAGUCCCACGCGACCUCGGUACUUCCGCGCUUAGCCGAUUUUCCAUUCGAUUCUCGCUAUUCUGUUUCGACAUGGAUCUUGGAUGGGGAGCUGAAGCAUGUUUUCCCUCACAAUUUUUGUAGAUUUGAGAUGAUACAGAGUAGAGAUGCAGCGCUUUUGGUUUGGGCCAUGUGAGGAUAAAGUCUUUGAAUUGAUUAUUGGAAAAGGGAAAAGCAGGAAUUAUAGCAGCCAUGUUCCAUGCAAAGCCAACGCCUUUUAUCGCAAUGGUUUUCUGAAGAUCUUAAUCUAUAGCUGGUUUGCACAUGAGCUUUCUUUCAGAAUCCCGUUUGGUUGGAGUUUUGAUUCAAUAAUACAUAAUUCACUUUUGUUUCAUAUUAUUUUGGAAUUGGUUGGUAGGGUAUGAGAUAACUAGGCAACUAGGCAUUUACCGGAUGACCACUGAUUUUUUAUUUCGUUCUAUCGAAGCCUUUUACAGGAUAAUGAUAUUUUUCUCAGCAGGGUGGAUUUGCACUU
Molecule: messenger RNA, 1249 nt
Organism: Prunus avium (sweet cherry)
Lineage: Eukaryota; Viridiplantae; Streptophyta; Magnoliopsida; Rosales; Rosaceae
Source: RefSeq, a predicted model, not a curated record